UCUGUUUCUUGAGAGCCAAAAACCCCCCUCUCCCCUUCGCUUUCUUCUUCCCCUUCCCCUCUGUAAACCCAACAAAAUAAAAGAGAAAAAAAAAAGAAACCCCAUUUUGUAUUAUUCAAUUCUAGAUCUUAGGAAAAAAAAAAUACCAAUCAAAACCAAGUAUUUCUGUACAAUACAUUGGAGGUUUCUGUGUAAAUCACGAGGUGGAGCUGUUUUUUUUUUUUUUUUUUUUUUUUGUGUUUCAUUUUAAGGGGAAGAAUCUGAAAGGAAUUGGUUGUUGGGUUUUUUUUUUUCUUAGAUCGCCAUUUUGACCUGCAUUGUUCAGAUCUCUCUGAAUUCGGGUUUCAUUUUUUCUUCUUCUGGGUUUGUCUGUAGUUGGUUUGUUUUUGGAUCUGUUGGCUGAUGUUUCGAAGUCUUGGCCUCGUUUUUUCAAUUGGGUUUUCGCGAGAGAUGAUGAAUAUGUGAGAUGGUGAUGAUGAUCUGAUUGAUUUUGUUUGUGAUUUUUGGCUCGCAUUGGGAUUUGUUUGUUGACAUUGAUUAAUUGGAUUCUGAGAAUUUUGGGAGGUGGGAGCUUAAGAUCUUGAAGAAUUUUUGAAGAUUUUAGCUUACUUGUAAUGUGCCUUAAUAUCUGAGAGGACAAGAAUCGUGUGUUUUGUUUAUUGGAAGUUUGAAUUUGAAGAUGGAUACAUUAUCUUCAAUCAGCGAGGAACUUGCAGAUAUCGAGGGACAAAUCAAUGAUAUCUUCCGAGCUUUGUCAAAUGGAUUUCAGAAGCUGGAGAAAAUUAAGGAUUCAAAUAGGCGGAGUAGACAAUUGGAAGAGUUGACAGAUAAGAUGCGAGAAUGUAAGAGGCUUAUUAAAGAUUUUGACAGAGAAGUCAAAGAUUUAGAAGGAGGGAACAACGCUAACACUAACAAAAUGCUGAGUGAGAAAAAGCAGUCUAUGAUCAAAGAGUUGAACUCAUAUGUUGCCCUUAAAAAGCAACAUGCAAGCACUCUUGACAACAAGCGAAUCGAUCUCUUUGAUGGACCUGGUGAAAGUUAUGGGGAAGAAAAUGUGUUGCUAGCUUCAAAUAUGACAAAUCAACAAUUGAUUGAUAAUGGAAACAGGAUGAUGGAUGAAACUGAUGAAGCAAUUGAGAGGUCUAAAAAGGUAGUUCAAGAAACGGUGAAUGUAGGAACGGAGACAGCUGCAGCUCUGAAGGCGCAGACCGAUCAAAUGAGCAGGAUCGUGAACGAGCUUGACUCCAUACAUUUCUCAUUGAAGAAAGCAUCCAAACUGGUGAAGGAAUUAGGAAGACAAGUUGCAACUGAUAAGUGUAUAAUGGCCCUUCUCUUCAUCAUUGUUAUUGGUGUCAUUGCCAUUAUCAUUGUCAAGUUGGUGAAUCCAAAUAACAAGGACAUUCGGGACAUUCCGGGGCUGGCACCACCUGUUCAGAGUCGAAAACUGCUAUGGAAUUCUGCCUUUUGUAGCUUUGUGAGAUAAUAAGCUCUGAUGGGCUGAAUGAAGGAAGGAAAGGAAAGGGGCUUUGCUGACUUCAUUCAAACAUAUAAUAUUGGCAAAAGGAGGGGGACAGCUUAGCCAGGUUCUUUCAUAUACCUAUAUCCAAGUUCAAGAUUGUUACCCUAUUACUUUAAAGCUACAAAUUAUAUUCAUUCUCAUUGUGUCCUGUCCUGUCUUCGAGAUUUUAUUGAUAUAUAUAUCUAUGGUUCUGUCUUGUAUAAUGUAACAUUACAAUUACUCAUAUUCUAUUGUUUUGCAUUUAUGUUUAGGGAGUCAUUGUUAUUUACAGGUUAAAAUAUGGUAUCGGUCACUGUACUCAAAGUUUGUAUGUGUACUUUUAAAGUUAAUUUUUAUUGAAAUUGGUUAAAUAAUGAUCGUGUAAUCUCAUCAA
Cucumis sativus (cucumber) is the source of this 1892-nucleotide messenger RNA. Its product is annotated as novel plant SNARE 11. Gene Ontology annotation, biological process: retrograde vesicle-mediated transport, Golgi to endoplasmic reticulum; vesicle fusion. The transcript is spliced from 9 exons. Gene Ontology annotation, cellular component: SNARE complex; Golgi apparatus; endoplasmic reticulum membrane. The coding region runs from base 680 to 1483 and encodes 267 amino acids. Gene Ontology annotation, molecular function: SNAP receptor activity; SNARE binding. The record is from RefSeq and is a predicted model, not a curated record. Lineage: Eukaryota; Viridiplantae; Streptophyta; Magnoliopsida; Cucurbitales; Cucurbitaceae.